Messenger RNA from Paramuricea clavata, 7936 nucleotides. The record is from the annotation of a GenBank genome assembly. NCBI's taxonomy places the organism in Eukaryota, Metazoa, Cnidaria, Anthozoa, Malacalcyonacea, Plexauridae.
AUGACGAUACUUUUGGUGAAAGUAUCAACACUUGCAGCUUGUGUAGUUGUUCUUCUGUCGUGCUAUUCGCCAGGUAAGGAAAUCAGGCGUGUUUUUUGGCCAGAAAUUGCAUUCUAGAAGCAUGUUAUAAAUUAUGUCUGUCGACUAUUCUAUGCAAGGCAGAAGCUCGAUCGAGCUAUUGGAUUAUAAUUUUCAUGUGUAAAAAUCAUGUAUUUUACAAAAAAUGCUUCAAUUGAUCGUCAAAUGUACAAAUUACAGCGUUUACUCACGAAAACGACAAGGGGGCCAAGAAUAUAACAUGCAUUUGUUUAAUACUUUAAAAACGUGUUUAAAAAUUUCGAAAUAGUUUCGUUUUUGUACAGGUCUAUGGUUUUCUACAAUCUGCUUACCAGGACAAGUUAUGUGUUUAUUCAUGCGUUAAUAUUUGGAAAUUUGACACUGCAUACUCGAAUGCUCUCAGAAGGGUUAUUUCAAUUUAUUAAGCGACGGAUGUCACAAUGUCAGUUUGAUCGUUAAUAAUUAAACCAAUAUUUAUGCUGAAUUUGUUUCAUAUGGCAAAAAUGAAUUAUUGACGAGCUUGCAUAGAACAGCAGAUGAAGAUAUGUUUUAGAUAUAUUUAGGUUUUUUUGGGAUUAAUUAAAAAAUUAUACAGCUGUAUAGACUAUAGGAGAGCUAAGAAUUUCUUCAGCUGUACUGCAUAUAGGAGGGGCAAAAGUCGCAACAAAAACAUAAUCUGAUGACAUGACUUUAUGAAGUGUCACUUGUCUGGUCACUGAAACCAACAAGCUUUGGCUAUUUGUUCGUCAAUUAAUCUGAUUGGUUCAUUUAAGUGGCCAGCAGUUGUUUCACACAAUAAAACCGUCCGAACCUAACCCCCUUCUCUUUCCCCUAACCACAGAAUAGGAUAUAUGUUGGUUAUAAUGGUGACGGGGUUAUAAUGGAGACUUCUUGGUUUUGCCUAUGAUUUUGGCAUAACCGUUGCAAUGCUGUCGCCAUGGUCCUAGCCAGUGCACUUAUAAGAGGCAUAUUCACCCCCUGAAAAUAUUCAAAAAUAUGGUGGAUGUUCAGGGGGGAUGAAUACCUCUCAAAACCACACUGGGAACAUUGGCAACAGCAUUUUGAUGGCGAAUCUUGGUGUGGCAGCAGUUUUUCGUUGAGUCGACCUUCAAACUGUGUGUCUCUAUUCUGUACCCUAACCCUACAUGAUCAGACCACCUGUUCGCAGGUUGAUCCACAGAGCUAGCGCAUGGCCACCAAGGAUUUGCUUGAAAAAUAAUUAAAUUGACUUGACGUCAUUUUAGCAUGUUGACAGAACCAAGAAAAUAGUUGUGCCAGACAAACAGCGUUAGCACAUUAGUUUCUGGUCACAGACAAAUUAUAACCACUUCCAAAAUUUUAUUAUUCAUUUAGUGUUGUCAGCGAAGUUGACACAUAAACAAGAAAAAGUUAUCCAAGUGGAAAAUCAGCCAUUUGAGUUGCAAUGCAGUGUUACUGGCACACAAGCAGAGAUUGACAACAUUAAAAUCGAGUGGAGUAGGCCUGACCCAGAUGUGUCGGGGAGUGAAAUCCCCAUUGCAGAAAAUGAUCCUAACAGAAAUAUCACUGUCAAAAAUAGUGAGACCCUACAUUGUUUUAUUGUUUCCAUUCCUUUCAUAUAUAUGGAUCAAUGUGCUACUUACACUAUGAAUUUUUGCUAUUUGCAAGACAAUUAAAGUGCAUAUGACAUGAACAUGAUUAUUUUCUUGAAUGAAAGAACUCUUUAAGCUGUAGUGUAAUUAACUUAUUUUUCAUUUUCUUGAUUUUAUGGUUUGUUCCUGUGAUAUUUCAAUUUGUUUGAUAUGUAAAUGAGUGUGAAUAUGUCCGCUAAUUUAUGACGUCACUUUGGUUGCAAGCUCUUCGAAAUGGUUCAAUAUCACUGCUAUCAUCCAAGACGAUAAUUUCAAACAUCACUCGCUGGUAAAUGUGAUGAAACACUGGAGAAAAACGUGAACUGAUAGCUAUAGUUUUUAGAGUUAAUAGAUUUAUAGCUAGUGUAAGUUGCUUGCAACCAAAGUGACGUCAUAAAUUAGCGGACAUAUUCACAUAAAUAUAUCAAACAAAUAUCAUACAUAUCAAACAAAUUCAAAUAUCUCGGGAACAAACCACAAAAACAAGAAACUGAAAAAUAAGUUACUCUAUAGCUUAAAGAGUUCUUUCAUUCAAGAAAAUAAUCAUAUUCAUGUCAUAUAUGACUUUAAAAUUUGUCUGCUUUAGACAGAGUAAAAUAAUAGUAGAGUGCAAGGAAACAGUUAAAUACUAUAAUUCUGUAAAUCCUUAAAGCCUCUCAGGCUGAGUCUCCUGAGUAGUAGUAAAUGCUAUUGAUGUUGUUUUAGGUGCAGGAAUGUUGACAAGUACUUUACGUCUACUACAAGGGCCUCCAGAUAUACAGAAUCUUCGAUUUUAUCUAUGUGAAGUGAAACCCUCAUUACCAGGAUUAAGCCAGCAUUUUUUUCCAAUCAGAGUUUUGAAAGGUAUGUCUACUUCUGUGCAAUACUAAAUAAUUCAUGAGAAAACACAUAGAGAUAAAUAUAGAUUUCCUGAUGAAAGGGCCUUUGCUUGAAAAACAAGUUUUACCUGUAUGUUCAGCUGUUGAAUCCCUAUCAAUCAACAGUUUUCAGGUGUUUUUGUCACUACCAACACUGGCACAGACAAUUCAAGAAAUAAUAGAUGUCUAUUAUUUCUAUGGAAAAACAGCACCAUAUUGUCUAAGCUAUUUUACAUCUAAUGCCAGAUGAUUUUCAGGCCUUAAAAUAUUGGUCGGUCACGGACAUUGUCCGACCCAUUCGUGAAAUUGUCUGACGUAGAGAGGAAAUUAACCACCAGACAUUCUGUCCGACCUAAGUGAAACUGAGGUUUAUUGUUUGUCCGACCCGAGUGAAUUGGUGUCCGACCGAAAUGUAGCUUUGUCCAUCGUAAAUCAAAAUGUACCCUAGCUAGGACUAGAGCAGAGGCUUGUACGUUAAAUGGAAAAUCAGAUUACUAUUGUAUACAGGGUGUAUCAUAAAAAACGGAGUCCAUCUUUUGUACUUAAUAACUAUCGGCCUGCUAUAUUUAAUAAAACGGUUUUAGGCUUAUUUUAAGGCCUGCUCAUUUAUCUUUCUAACAAAUAGUCAUCCGUGUCUUUAGUGCAAGUAAUAACUGCACAGGAGAAAAUUUAGUAAAACCUAUAAUUUUUAGAUGCCGCUUAAUUAUACAAAUUUACUAUGAUAUUCCAUAGUCGGUUACAAUGUUUGAAUUUUCUUGUUCAAACUUUAAUGUUCUUGUUGCCACAUCAGAAAAACUAGUAAAACUUGUUAAAAACAUUCUAAAAGAGAUUAGGUUGUUUUAUUUAUUUCAAAAUCCUAAAUUAUUUCCAGAAAUCAUCAAAACAAUCUUAUGUCCAUGCAUCGUCCGAACUAACGCCAUCGAAUCGGGCGCAAUGUAAACAUAAAUUAGCAAGUUGACGGCAAGCUAAAACACGCUUCAGCUGGGAAUAUAAACGCAUUUGAAGUCAGCAAGUGAAUUUAAAAUAGUGUAUUGGAAGCCUUUAUUACUUAGUUUUUACAAGCUAUUGCCAAAAUGCCUCAAUUUGCACGUUUUGUUGACAAUAUAAGUUAUUUUCAUCAAGUACCAAUUUGUUAUUGCAUCUCAAAUUUUUGACUCUCCAAUCGCAAUCACUUAAAUGUCUAUGCUUUAAAACAAAUGUAAACCUGAACGUUUUACUCUAAUAUUCGUUUCGAAAUUUAUAUUUGAAGCAAGGACUCCGUUUUUUAUGAUACACCCUGUAGAAGGUGAUCUGGAGAUAUUGUUUUAACGUUGUCAAGCGCGGGGCAGCAAGCGAAAUGGUGAAGUGGAAAAUGGGCUUAAGUUGUCAAAGUCUUUAAAACUGCUGUUCUGGAAAGCAAGUUAAUUUUGGCUUGGAAAUAAGUAUGAAAGAAACAAAUUAUUUAAUUUAAUAUCUUUACAACAUCUAAUUACCGUUUAUUCAUUUGUGUCAUUCAGACUUAUUUCCGAGUCAAAACUGAACUGAAGGUCAUCCGACAUAUGUCUGACCCAAACUCAAUGUCAUCGGACAUUUUGUCAGACGGCCCUGUAAAAGAUAUUUUAAGGCCUGAUUAUUUUGCAUUCAGGGGGACUUGUACUUAAGGAGGCUCCCUACAGUUUCCAAGAUAUGUCAGUGGUUUAUAGGCCAUAUAGAUGGUAACGUAAUUGUUUUUUGCGUAAGCGUUAUUCGUCAUGAUUCGUCACUCAGCAAGUACCGUAAACAGAAGCAGUCAUCCCCCUGGACGUGCGCCAUUUUGAGUACGUCCAGGGGGGACUGCUUCUGUUUACGGUACUUGCCGAGUGACGAAUCAUGACAAAUAGUGCUUACGCAAAAAACAAUGGAGAUGGACUUCUGUGUAGUAUUCUGUGGUAGCGAUUGUGUGGGUUAAAAUUACUUUUUUAUAUAAGAGGAAACAAUGGCUUGUGCAAAAAAUUAGUUUUUAACUUUUUUUUUAGAUUCAAGUAGCUUUUAGUACCACACUGAUAUAUAUUGGAAACUGUAGGGAGCCUCCUUAAGGUUACAGAACACCUUUGAGUGUUAAUUUUGCCUAAAAAUUUUUUAUUGGUUUCCAUGAAAGCAUUAGACUAGUGCUACUAUCUGACCAAGUUUGGAGGAAAAAUGUUGAAAACUCGCAGAGUUAUUUAAUAAAAUACAUUUCGCUUGUAAUAAGAAAAACAUUGAAAAUGUAAUAUUCAAAUUCAAUUUUCUCCCGAAGAAUUUUACGGCAAUUACUGAUUUUUAAACGAGUUGUGCUCCUGUGGGUUUUAACCAAUUUUUCUCAAAUUUUCACAGGACAUAGCUAAAGAAGUCAGUUUCAAAACUGUGUUCGGCUUUGUUCUAAUUUGGGAUAUUUUAAUAAUAAGGAGCAAUUCACACAAACGAUUCAGAAAUAUAUUGCAGUCGUCAAAGAAAUCGCCAUAUCAGCGGAAUGACGAAAUAAACAAAAAUUUCCGAACACCAUUUUUUAGAACUAUUUUGCUGUAUAAAAAUGAUAUCUUCAUAAAUAUAUCUUAAAACCAGCAGGAACAUAACUCAAAAGCGUAAAGGUACCGUGACUUAAGAUUUUCCUGAAUAAUUCUUAUAUUAUUUUAUUGUUUGUCAAUUUUACAACUUUAUCAUAUUUUGCAUGCACUGGCUAACAUUUGGUGAAAAUGGGACUGAUUUUGAGCGCGCAAUAGCGAUUUUCCACAAAACGCCAAAAAGGGUGUCCUGUAACCUUAAUCGGUUAAAUACUACUAGUUCAUUUGCAAGGUUAUAUCAUUCACUUGAAGGUGUUUUAUACUUCAAAGUAUGAUGCUAAGUGUUUUUUUUUCAACACUGCAUGUUUAUUAAUGUUGCUAUGAAUGCCUAUGAUAGCAAACUCUUCAAAUAUGGUAAUUUUUUAUUGUAUUUAUAUCAGGUCAUACCUUUAUUUUGUAGCCAAAGCAGUGCCAGAGGCAAAGAUACAUCCAGUUGAGCGAGGAAAAAUUGGAGAAAGUGUUGCUUUGAACUGCUCUGUGUCAUAUAAUAAUGACAAUUUUCAAACUGAAUACAGUCUUACUUUGUCCUGGAAAAAAAAUGGAAAUGUACUUAAAGAAAGGAAAAACUUAGAAUAUGAAGUAGGAAGUCGUACUGAAGAAAUAACUUUCUCAUUUGUUGUCAAACGGUCUAGAGAUGGAGGAGUUUAUGUUUGUCACUGGAAGUUGACUACUAAAAACAAUAAUUUUAUUUACGGAAACAGAACUGAAGUUUUACCAAGUAAGUUGUUACAUUAUAAUACUUGAAAUACACGUCCUUUGUGGUAGAUUCUCACUAGUCUAAACUUCAAACUGUUGGUUCUCAAGUGUAGAUAAUGGUCUUGAAAUACACGUCCUUUGUGGUACAUUUUCAAUUCAGCACAAAGGCAUUUCAAGACCAUGCUACCUAUGUACCCAGUUUAGGCUAGUCAGAAUCUACCACAAAUGUGUUCCAAAACCAUGUGUUCCAAAACCAUCACAUACUGAGAACAACAGGCUAGGGAGAAUCUAGUUUUACACUGCAAUAAUGUGAGUUGAAAAAAUUGGCUGUCAAAAAAUAAAAUUCAGCAUAUUUUCCAUGUUCUAGUUGUACCAUCUCUGAACGGGCCUGUGGAAAAGGAAGUGGAAGAUACUGUCGGAAGUGACGUCAAACUAACCUGUGAUGUGAUUGGUUAUCCCAUCCGAUAUGAAUGGCGUUAUGACAAGGAUUCCUUGAUAGGUACCAUCUAUUCAUCGAACAUUGGAUAGCGCAUUGUUUCCCUGAAAAUGUGUCUAGUUAGAGACGAAUGUUCUGUCUGGACUCUGGAUGUACAUGGGCAAUGAAACUAUAGUUGUUUGUCUGAUAUAGUAAUCUGUCUGUGUAAUUACUACGUGACUGGUCACGUGACUAAGGGCCUGUUCAUAUGGGCAGAAGUUAUCCCGGUUAGCGAGAAAACGUUUCGACAAGUUUACGAGCGAGAUCUCGCCUUGUUACGAAAAUAAUAUGAAAAGUUACAUUGCGUUCAUAUGAGACGAAAAGUUUUCCCGUGUACCGAGAUCUCGCUUGUUGACAGGCGAGAUCUCGGUGACCGGGAUAAGGUUUUCCCCAUAUGAACACAACUUUCCCGCUUAGCGGGAUAACUUUUUGUCGUGUCAGCAACUUUUCAAUUCAAUUGAUGUUCAGUGCUACGUCACAGCCGGAAACUUUUCCCGGUAAGUGGGAUAAUAUUUCUCCAUAUGAACAGAACAAAAGUAUUUGGCUAGUCGAAAAGUUCUCUCGUUAACCGGGAUAACUUUUGCCCAUAUGAACAGGCCCUUACACAGGGAUGAAUUCGGAAUAGUACUCAAAGACGAAAAGUGUUCACACGGAACCGGAUGAAUUGUAAUCCUGAAGUAUUUACGUACGCGCACACAGAUUGACGUUUGCCGUAAACGUCAAGCUAAGACUCAUCAAAAUGGUCUUGAAAAAGAAUGGUUCCGCUGUUCACUUUGCAGCAGCCUGACUUUCAAUUCGGAGAAGUCAGAAGAAGACUGAUCUUCUCCUCAUUUAAAGUCAGGCUGCACGCAGGCCGUAUUCACAUUGCGCCGUCUAAUUUAGAAGCAAUUCCAGUACAAAACGAGACCUAAUUUAAUUUGGUCUCGAAUUCGUACGAUUAGCUGUGCUGGAAUUCGUCUGGUCGUUGAUGCGUCGCAUGUGAAGGCGAAACUGGACGAAUAUAUUUGAGUACGGGUCCGAAUUCAUUAUAUUUAUAUAUAUAUAUAUACUCAAAAUCUCCUUUAAAAAAAAAGCACUGAAACCACAAGAAACAUUUAAAGAAACUUUUUGCGUUGUGGAUGCUAAGUUUGAUGAGGAAUGAACAACAUUUGGGAUGAGCAAACCGAAUCUAAUUUCUCAUUUGGAGGACAAAUUUUGUCCGCCAAAUCAGAGGUCGAGAACUAAAUGUAGUUUGCUGAUGUCAAAUGUUAUUUAUUCUUGGUGAAACAUGGCAUGUUCAAUACUAAUUUUUUUUUUUUAUAAAUUGUCUAAUGUCUUUGUAACUUUGUUUUAGUGGGUGAUUCUCGAUAUAGACCUGAAGAAAAUGUGUUGCGUAUAGACGACAUUGGUUACGAAGAUCGGAAGACAUUUUCCUGUCUCGGGAUUGGUAGAAAUGGCACUAUUAUUACACAAACUAUUAUUCUGAGGGUGACAUCAUCAUCACCAUCAUCAUCAUCACCAUCAUCAUCAUCAUCAUCAUCAUCAUCACCACCACCACCACCACCAUCAUCAUCAUCAUCAUCAUCAUCAUCAUCAUCAUCAUCAUCAUCAUCAUCAUCAUCAUCAUCAUCAUCAUCAUCAUCAUCACGUAUCAUAGAAAUAUAUUUAUAUAUAUAUUUUUUUAUUUUUUUCUAUGAUACGUGA